Biomphalaria glabrata is the source of this 5205-nucleotide messenger RNA. RefSeq names its product solute carrier family 25 member 45-like. The record is from RefSeq and is a predicted model, not a curated record. Gene Ontology annotation, molecular function: transmembrane transporter activity. The transcript is spliced from 11 exons. Gene Ontology annotation, biological process: transport. Bases 816 to 1901 code for a protein of 361 amino acids. Lineage: Eukaryota; Metazoa; Mollusca; Gastropoda; Planorbidae. Gene Ontology annotation, cellular component: mitochondrion.
GAGACGUGAACCACAGACAUCCAACUUGAUGACUAGAAUCUAGAUCUGUUCCAAGCAACAGUAAAAGGAAUUUGUGCAACUCCGCCUAGCCGCCACAUUGUAAUCAAAAUCUGACAUGACCUCUAGGCCCGUUGAAAUUGCCAUUUCUAGUUAGUAUGACUAUUGUUAACUGGACUUCACGGCCCAGUGAUCACAUGGUCACGUGACCCACGUUUAAAGCUCCCGCACAUUGCAGUCGCUACCACAAAGAAUUGUAGCGAUUCAAAAGGAAAGAGUUUCUUCUUUGACCAGUGAGAUUCCGUCAUUUCUAACAUUCUCUGUUCUCGAAUCUCGUUGGCUGGCUGACGAAUGCCUUCCAGCUGACUCAGCCAAUGAGCUGUUCACACCUUUUUUGCUUCGUAGUCCCCACCGGUCAAUAUUGUGGUAGCGAUGGUCUGUGGUGUGAGUCUGACAUGUAGUCCUAUCACCACAGCUGUGCAUUAGACUAGACAACUGAAUGUAGUAACUCUGCUGUGUUUCUGCCUGAUUAAAGGGGCACCGAGUUCGCACUGAUAAGUCGGUUAAUACUCUGACCUUUAAACUCAACAACACAUGCAGAUCUGUAUGUAAUUAUUAUCUACAAUUCAUUCAGUGAGAUGCGACAUCAGAAAUCCAGGUUGUAGCACAAAGAAAUCAGUGUUAAGAUAUGUCAGAAGUGAACCAUCAAUCUACAAGAGCAGCCGAGGAGUUCAAACUUAUUGUCACGACAUCAGCUGACUAAACAAAACAUCACCAUUAUUUUUGGACCUUCCCCAGAGUUUAAAGCGAGGGCAAAAAUGACUAGCUCACAUAGUAUUACCAAAGAUCUGCUGACAGACUUCAGCCAAUUUCCAGAGCCUGACCACCAUAUUGAUGUAGGUCAAUGGGUCAGAAAGAACCGGAACCUUGAAGGCGUUCCCUCAGUUGACGGCAGCAACGGAAGAUGUUCCAUGGCGUUUAAUGAAUAUAUUGCUGGAGCAGUCGGGGGUAUGGCUGGUGUGUUGGUCGGGCACCCUUUCGACACGAUGAAGCUUCAGAUGCAGAUUCGCACGGUUGGAGAACACAACGUCAGUAAAAUCUCUGAAGCUUGGAGCUGUAUCAGCAGUCAAGGACUGAAAAAAGGAAUAUUCCGUGGGAUGAUGUUUCCCUUCUGUUCCUACGGUGUUGUGAACUCUCUUCUGUUUGGAGUGUACGGCAAAGCUUUGGACUAUCUGGAGCCAGACAUGACUGUGAAGCCUUCCUACUUUCAAGUGUAUACAGCUGGGUGUAUGGCUGGCACGGCUCAGCUGGUCCUGGCCUGUCCUAUGGAGGUGGUCAAGUGUACUCUACAGGCGCAAAUACCUGUCAUCAAGCCUUCAUCUGUUUUACACGGGAAACCUGCGGAGAUAAAACAUUACCAUAGUGGACCUCUGGAGUGUACUAAAGACAUCUUAAGAAGAGAGGGAAUUAGAGGACUUUAUAAAGGUCUCAUGACAAUGUUUUUCAGGGAUGUGCCAAGCUUCGGUCUAUACUUGCUCGUAUACGAGUGGCUGCAUCAGCACAUGAUACGUACUGAGUAUUCCGAUGGGCAUGGCAUCAUCGCUGCUAUUUUUUCUGGAGGCACAGCUGGCUGCGUCUCAUGGGCGGCUAUCAUGCCAUUCGACGUCAUCAAAAGUCGACUUCAGGUUGAUCACAGUCUGCGGUAUAAAGGAUUUAUGGAUUGCCUUAUAAAUACAGUGAAGAAAAGCGGGAUCUCGGUCCUCUACAGAGGGACCAUGGUCACGAUGCUCAGAGCUUUUCCCGUCAACGCUAUUACAUUUGUUGUGUACUCCCAGGUGCUACGAGAACUCAACAUUAUCUAUUCUCCCAGGAAAAAAGAAAAACAAGAGAAAAAUGUGUCUUAGCCACGUCCCUAAGCUAAUCUUUUUUUCUGGGCUCAGUAUAGGACGUUUGAUCAAGUAAUCCAUUAUAGAACUUCUUAUACAACAUCAAGUAGUCUAUAUAUGAGCAUCUGAUAUAGCAAGACGUUAUCUUAUAAAACGUCUUAUUCAGCAUCACGUUUUCUAUUUUAGGACGUCUUAUACUGAGUCAGGUUAUCUUAUAGGACGUCAUAUAGGCCUAUAGCAUUGAUUAUCUUAUAGCAGCUUUUAUACAUCUAUCUGCCUCAAACAGAAUCAAGCUAUUUAUUAUAAAACGUUUUAUACAGGAUCAAGCUAUUUUAAUUGGAUGUUUCACAGAGUAUUCGUCCUAGAAUGUCGUAAACUGCACUAGAUGUUUCACAGAGUAUUCGUCCUAGAAUGUCGUAAACUGCACUAGAUGUUUCACAGAGUAUUCGUCCUAGAAUGUCGUAAACUGCACUAGAUGUUUCUAUCACUGAACAUCUCCCACACUAUGAAAAACUUGAUUUAAUGACGCUUAACAAAUGAUCAUCUUCUUUACACCACAUGUCCACUUUUUUCAUUCUAAGAAUAUUUUUUCACAGCAUCCAUUUCUUCAUCGUUGGACUAUUCACAUUAUCGUCGUCUUAAUUAUAAGAUUAUUUAAUUAUAAGAUUAUUUAAUUGUAAGAUUAUUCACAAUAAUUUUUUACCCCGAACUAUUUCAUCAAUACUACAUUUGACAAGUUGUACAAACUAAAAGAUUCCAUGACGUCUUUCACAGCAUUCAUCUCAUCAAUGUAAACGCCUGGAAUACUCUGUAGCGACGCCUCUAUAUAUCUAUUAUUAAGAUGUCCGAUUCAAGAUAAACGUGUUUAUUUUUGACAUCUUACAUUACUAUCUUUAUGACGUUGCACAUUCCCUUCGUUAUAAUGACGUUUCAUUUGGUAAAAAAUUCGUCUGACACUUUAUCAAGUUGUCUUUAGUACAUUUGAUAGGAACUUUCACAAGUGACAUUAGUUUUAGAUCCACACAGUAUUAUCAUUCAAGCUUUACAUCAGCACAGUAUUAUCAGUCAAGUUUUAAAUACAGUAUUAAUAGUCAAGUUUUACAUGCACUCAGUAUUAUCAGUCAAUUUUUACAUCCGCACAGUAUUAUCAGUCAAAUUUUAAAUACAGUAUUAAUAGUCAAGUUUUACAUCCACUCAAUAUUAUCAGUCAAUUUUUACAUCCGCACAGUAUUAUCAGUCAAAUUUUAAAUACAGUAUUAAUAGUCAAGUUUUACAUCCACUCAGUAUUAUCAGUCAAUUUUUACAUCCGCACAGUAUUAUCAGUCAAAUUUUAAAUACAGUAUUAAUAGUCAAGUUUUACAUCCACUCAGUAUUAUCAGUCAAUUUUUACAUCCGCACAGUAUUAUCAGUCAAAUUUUAAAUACAGUACUAAUAGUCAAGUUUUACAUCCACUCAGUAUUAUCAUUCAAGCUUUACAUCCGCACAGUAUUAUCAGUCAAAUUUUAAAUACAGUAUUAAUAGUCAAGUUUUACAUCCACUCAGUAUUAUCAGUCAAUUUUUACAUCCGCACAGUAUUAUCAGUCAAAUUUUAAAUACAGUAUUAAUAGUCAAGUUUUACAUCCACUCAAUAUUAUCAGUCAAUUUUUACAUCCACACAGUAUUAUCAGUCAAUUUUUAAAUACAGUAUUAAUAGUCAAGUUUUACAUCCACUCAGUAUUAUCAGUCAAUUUUUACAUCCACACAGUAUUAUCAGUUAAGUUUUACAUCCACUCAGUAUUAUCAGUCAAUUUUUACAUCCACACAGUAUUAUCAGUUAAAUACUUAACAAUAUUGUUUUCACAACGUCACUGAUUUCUCUAUCGAGUCAAUGUAAGUGUCUAUCAAAAUGGCUUCUGUGUCACUCGGCAAUGACGUCUCGCACUGUAAACGUCACCAUGCCUACGUUUUGUAUGACGUCUUUACAUAGAAGUGUUUCUCUGGAGAUUGACGGGUCUAUCUGGGGAUGGAUGGGUCUAUCUGGGGAUGAACGGGUCUAUCUGGGGAUGGAUGGGUCUAUCUGGGGAUGAACGGGUCUAUCUGGGGAUGGAUGGGUCUAUCUGGGGAUGGAUGGGUCUAUCUGGGGAUGAACGGGUUUCUCUGGAGACGGACAGAUUUCUUUGGAGAUGGACUAGUGUCAUAAUAACUCUAUAUAGGCAUCGGUUCAAUAUAUCUUCACUCUAAAGAAAUCUAAAGCAAAAUACUACGACUGUGUGUUACGGUGUUUGGUUUCACGCCAAGUGUCAACAAUUGAAUUAAGUUAUAUUUACUUAGGAAUUAGAUUACAAUUGGUUUGAGGCGUUGGCGUUAAGAUUAAGAUCAAAGUAUAGUCUAGUUUUACGUUUGAAGUAAACAAACAAACAUUUCUUUUUUUUUUAAACGAUCUAGAAUUUAUUUUUAAUACAAAUAUUUGUAAUGCUUUUGGAUUCCUUUUGUAUUGACCUAGUGUACGUGACGCUUCUGUAAUUGAAUCUUUGUCACCAGACUUUCUCCUCACCUAAUAGGUGAAACUUGUCAUGAGAUUUAUCGAAUGUACAUUCGUGUCAAUAGAUUUAUUUGAGUUGUACACAGUAAAUAUGUGUUGAAGAGUUCUUAGGAUGUGUUGUACAUUCUAAAGAUGUGUUUACUAAAGAUGUUUGUUUGUACAUAUGAGUUAUAUGGAUAUGUUUGUAGUUUGUACAUAAGAGUUCUAUGGUUAUGUUUGUACAGAGAGUACUAUGGAUAUGUAGUAUAUAAAUGUGUACAAGAAGGGAUGUAUGAAUGUGGUGUACAAAUGAGACCUAUGACUGUGCUGUAUCAAUAUAAAUAAUCUGAUUUAUUUUUUAUGAUAUGUAUUUACAAUCGGGUGAAUCUGAUGCGCUGUAUAUCCAAUUCUUCGUUUAUGUUUUCUAAUGGACAUCUCAUCCAAAUUAGAAUGCUUUAUCUUGUCAUAUAGUUUUCCAUCUUUAAUGAUACUUUUGAAAUGCAUUGUUAAAUGAAUAAACACACGUCUUAGAACGAGUUUUAUAUAAACCUAUAAAUAUAAUCCAAAUAUCGUCACAUCUUAUCACUAGCGGAUCCGGGGGGGGGGGGGGAGGGGGGCGGUACGGGUGAUCGCCCCUCUUCCCACUCGGCCGACCUGCCGGGGGAUGAAUUUUAUUUAAAAAAAACACACAGUUUGUUUAAAAAGUAUUUACUUUGCUUAAUAAUAUAUACUAAUUAUUUAUAUUUUAACCGAUUUUUAGAUUAUGCAUCCCCCCCUCAUCUGGCAGAUUCUGUUGAGGGAGGUGGGGGAAACUAACCCUUC